AAAAUCCUAAUUUUUAAAGGAAGGAUUUAGAAGAACGUCAGCUUUUUAUAUCCAAAAAGAAACUCAACAGGAUGCAGAACGUCAUAAACACAGUGAAAGGAACGGCUCUCGGAGUUGCUGAGUUUCUCACUCCAGUGUUGAAGGAAUCGAAGUUCAAAGAAACUGGAGUCAUUACCCCAGAGGAGUUUGUAGCAGCUGGAGAUCACCUGGUUCAUCACUGUCCUACAUGGAAAUGGGCCACCGGGGAAGAGGUCAAGGUGAAGCCGUACUUGCCCCAGGAUAAACAGUUUCUCUUGACACGCAAUGUUCCCUGUUACAAGCGUUGUAAACAGAUGGAGUAUUCAGAUGAGCUGGAAGCCAUCAUAGAAGAGGAUGAUGGAGAUGGGGGCUGGGUGGACACUUACCACAACACAGGAGUGUUAGGAGUCACAGAUGCUGUAAGAGAAAUUUCACUGGACAAUAAUAAGGACAAGAAUAUGAAUGCUAAUUCUGCAGCAUGUUGUGAUGAUGAUGAUGAUGAAGACGAUGAUGAAGAUGGAGAAGCAGCAGAUAUGGAAGAGUAUGAGGAAAGUGGCCUGUUGGAAACAGAUGAGGCUACCCUGGACACCAGUAAAAUGGUAGAAACUAAAGCCAAAGCAGAGUCUGGAAGUGAGGAUGCCAUUCUUCAGACUAGAACAUAUGACCUGUACAUCACAUAUGAUAAAUACUACCAGACCCCUCGACUCUGGCUUUUUGGAUAUGAUGAAGACAGGCGACCGCUGACUGUAGAGCAAAUGUAUGAGGACAUCAGCCAGGACCACGUGAAGAAGACUGUCACCAUUGAGAACCACCCACACCUUCCUCCACCUGCUAUGUGCUCUGUCCACCCCUGCAGACACGCUGAAGUGAUGAAAAAGAUCAUUGAGACUGUGGCAGAAGGGGGAGGAGAGCUGGGAGUGCACAUGUAUCUUCUGAUUUUCCUCAAAUUCGUCCAGGCUGUCAUUCCCACAAUAGAAUAUGACUACACAAGACACUUCACCAUGUAGCUUCAUAAAUCCGCCUCUGCUAAUGCAACAUGUGUACAUGGGAAAAGACCAGCUUUUCUGCCUCUGUGUUAAGAUUAUAUCUGAUCUGGUCCGUUCUGAAUAUAACCGGUUUGUGGAGUGUUUGCAUUACUCUGAGACGCUUUGUAUUUGUGCAGGACUUGGGCAAUGUUGGAGGUAUGUGACAAAACUGUUAAUGGAACAGUGUGAUGUGUUGGGAAACAGGGAAACAGAUUUGUUUUUCAUGAAACCCAGAGUCAGAGAAGAUCAGUAUCAGUUGAACCUGUAUGAUUCCAGUACAGAGAUGGAUGUAGUCUGUCUAACUGCUGCGAGCUUAGCUAUGGUAUGGAAAACACAGGUUUCAUUGAACUCACAGCAGUCUUAUUUUAUUUCACCUGUGGAAACUAGAAAUAUAGAAACAACACACUUGGGUAUAUUUGUAUCUAGCUUGCUAGCUAAUACUUGUUUUGCGUUGUUUUUUUGUUUUUCCACUUGUGCUUCCAGUGUUUAUGCUAAGCUAUCUCUGUACUAGACAUACAGCAGUUGAAACUGAUAUCUGUCUUUUCAUCCGACUAAAAGGCAUUGAUUUGUCUCUAAAGUUGCACUGUUCCUCUAAUUGUUUCUCUGCAGGUUAAAGUUGUGACCACAAUGUGGUGAGAUCUGACUAUGGUCUUGUUAAGAUAAAAUUAAAUGCUGUCACUCACCCCAUUCCACAUUGCUUCGCUGCUUCAAAUCUAAUAGUUUCUGUCAGAAAAUAAAUUAAACCUCAUUUUGCAAGGUUGUCUGCUCCUCAAAUUAGUAAGAAUUAGAAAACAGCCCUUCCCUCAGUAUCAGACUCAGAAAUCAAAGCUCCACUAAGUGAUUUUUUGCCACUUUGUAAAGUUGUUACGGCUAACACGUUCCAACACUUACAGAGCAAUAUUAGUGUUAAUUUUUUGGUUUGCUCCUGUUGAAUGUAUGUUCAUUUUCUUUCAGCUUUGCUUCUGGUCUUCUGCCAGUUUGUGAGAUAAAUAUCUGGCUAUUUAGCUGAUAAAUUCACCAUUGUGUUCACCAGGCAGUCUCUAACUUGCUCGGUCUGCUGUUUAGCACAUUAUUUUUUAUCCAACUUCAAGUAAUAUUUCAAAGAAAAUAUUCCGUCAAUGUGGAUUUUGACUUGGAUAGCUAUUGAUGAGAAAUGUAUGGUUCCUUUCUAACAUCACUUAAUCUGUAUCUGACAACAGUUUCCAGAUUAUUAGUACCGGUAAUACUGAUCCCAUGCCUGAAAUGCAAUGUUUGCUUCCAUUCUAAUGCUCUUUGCAGGAGUAAUGGCUAAACCUCAUUAUUUUAAAUCAUCUAUGUAUGCCAGUUUUGUCUUAAUACUUUGUUCUCUGAAUGUGUUGGUGGCCAGGCCCUUUCAUUUAUUGAUGGUUCAUGUGGUUAGCUUAUAGUUUUUGUCUUUAAUUUCAAUUUUUUUUUUUUACAAUUUUAACUCCUUUGCAAUUUACGUCGGAGCCAUUAGACUUCCCGUUUUGUGUAAAAGCUAAGGUUGGCUGUGACCUCACUUGUGCAGCAUUUUUGAAAAAGAACUUGAGCAUUAUUUUAUUGUGACGAGCCGUUCAGUGUACUUCAGUGAACCUUUCAAAGAUUUUCUGGUCUAUUUUGUUUCCAACACUCUGAAUUAUAAAUUGUAUUUGGCUUAUUACAGUAACAUGUUUCUGACAGUACUUUAGCAACUUAAUGAAGCGUCUGCUUUAGUAAUCCUUGCUCAACCUUGUUGUCUGUUGGCCGGAUAAAAUUUUCACUCUGUACUGCCUGUUGGUCCAUUAUCCUGAUGUAACUUGCUCAGUGGUAAGACUUGAACAUUUUAAAGUAGUGUACAUUUACCAAUAAAGAGUUUCCCCAAACAUUGCAAACUG
This is a messenger RNA of Scatophagus argus, 2917 nucleotides long. RefSeq names its product autophagy related 3 (gene atg3). NCBI's taxonomy places the organism in Eukaryota, Metazoa, Chordata, Actinopteri, Scatophagidae. Gene Ontology annotation, molecular function: Atg8-family ligase activity. Bases 72 to 1025 code for a protein of 317 amino acids. Gene Ontology annotation, biological process: nucleophagy; autophagosome assembly; autophagy of mitochondrion. Gene Ontology annotation, cellular component: cytoplasmic ubiquitin ligase complex; cytosol. The transcript is spliced from 12 exons. The record is from RefSeq and is a predicted model, not a curated record.